GAAUUUCGACAAGUUCUUUAGCAACAUCAUCAAAACAACAAAAUAUAUCAAAAAAUUUCCUUUUUACAUUUCUGGACGGUCUAAUAAUAAAAAUGCGCAUAUAAUUAAAUUCGUGAAGCUCUUUUGAGUAUUUCUAGUGAUUUCUUCUUAUUCCACUCCAAAGAGACUGCCCGUGAUUUAUUCAAUUAUUCCCUGAAGGUGAAAACCUAACCUCCAAACUUUUUUUUUUGCUCUUCACAAAAAAUUCCUGAGAGAAUUCCUUUGGCAAUUAGCUUGUGGUCAGGAUGACAUCCAGAAAGAGAAGUGGGUCCGGUUCGAAGCGUCCCAAGGAGAAGGUGGUGUACAUCUAUGAGUUGAUUUUUCGUGGGGAAGAUCCAACGAAUAGCAACAGCAAUCCAGAAUUCUGGAAUGAAUUCUUCCUGCUGCAGCCAAAUGUUGAGAGUCUCGAGGCUGAGCUCCUGAAGCAGACAAAUGAGCAACUAAUGGCAAUCAGGGGGAAUAUCAAUGAACUCUUCACGCGAUGCAUAGAAAUUCUAAGUUCAGAUCAUCCAAAGAGAGUUUACAACUCCCUUCAGACACUCUGUGCACUGAUUUAUGCGAUUUUCAAGAAAUCCUCCUCAGGGACUGAAUCAGGAUUUGACAUAAUCAACACAAUGGUGGGCUUUUCGGAGGCUGAGGAGAAAAUGAAGAAGCUCGUCCAUCACUGCAAUGAAUUCCUCGUGAGUGACACCGAGGACUGUCCGAGGGAUAUGUGCUUGAAGCUUCUCCUGGUCUUGGUUACGGGAACGGACAAUGUGAGCCAGAAUGUACUGCUGGAGUACAUCAUGAUCAACAGCAUCUUUGAGUCAUUCGUACGAAUUCUCAGUGAUCCCCCUCUGAGGGCUCUCCAUGGGCAUGAUAUUGUCAUUCUGCUGACACUCCUCGUGAAUUACCGGAAGUACGAAGCCCCCAAUCCGUACAUUGUGCAACUUUCCAUCCUAGCCGAUGAAUUAGCCCUCAAUGGCUAUGGGCAGGUAAUUUCAUCAUCCCUCAUUGAAUUCUGUCGCCAGUACACGCAGAAUCUCGCUGAAGCCCAGUCAUCGUCAUGGUUUUCCUCGCUGUCCAACAUUGUGGGCAAUAUGUUUGUGUCGGACGAAGGCUGUGAUAAGGUGCAACAAAUCCGUGCAAACAAUGCCCUUCUUCUGGCCCUCUAUGAGGCCGUUCACCUCAACAGGAACUUCAUUCCUACCCUAGCGCACAGUCAGGCGGAAUCAUCGGCCCCCCCGUCACCCAGCAACACCCUGAACGCUAGUCAACCCGUUCCUGAUCUCGCCACAGCACCCAUCAUUGAUGUUACCCAAUUACCCACAAAUCUCCUCGUGGCUGUCUUUCAGUACUGCUCAAUUGUGAUGCAGGACCACAAGAAUGAGUCAUCAACGAUCAACUUGAAGCUCUGCUUCCUCAUCCUCACGUGCAUUUCUGAGGAUCAGUAUGCCAAUUCCAUGAUGCACGAUGUCAAUCUCACGUUCAAAGUUCUCAUUCAUCGUGCUCAGAUGCGGCACAGAAAACUACCCGGAGAGAGGAUUUCCAAGUCGCAGCCACUCGCUGCUACACUUUUAGAUCUCUUGGUUGAGUUCAUUGUGUCGCAUUUGAUGAAGAAAUUCCCAAUGGAGCUGUAUCUCCUCUGCGUUGGGAUUAUCCAUCGGGUCCUGUGCUACCAGAAGCGCUGCCGCGUGAGAUUGGUGUAUCCGUGGAAGGAACUUUGGGCAGCACUAAUUGGUUUGCUGAAAUUCCUCGUGGGACAGGAACAAAAUCUCGUGAAGAAGUGCAAUAUCUUCCAUCUCGCCAUUCAAAUUGUGAACAUUUUCAAUCUCUUCAUCACAUACGGCGAUACCUUUCUUGCCACGACAAAUAGCUACGAUGAGCUGUACUACGAGCUGAAUAGAGAGGAGAAAGUCUUCAGUGAAAUUCACGCAAUGGUUUUGAGGUACACCACAAUACCUGAUUGCGAGUACAAAGAUGAUGUGCUGAAGUUGCUUCAGUCUCUCGUGAAUAUUCUUGCGAUAAUCAAGCAUUUCCAGAUUAAGAUCAAGGAAUGGCUUGAUUUGCAGAAUAUCUCAACACCGAGUGAGGAUCAAAUCCUCGAGGUUGUGCGCAAAAAUUACGAUUUGACGCUUAAACUGCAGGAUUCGCUUGAUCAGUACGAGAGGUAUGCUGAAAAGCCUAAACAUGCUGCCUUCUUCACGUCAAUGGUACGUGAGGUGGUCACGGAUACGCGAAAAAAUAUUUACUACGCUAUCAAAGAGGCCCAUGCGGCACCACAAGCAAACUACUACUUAACCCCACAGUAGGGAGCUAUACUGUUGCUGCUGUUUUACAUCCUCCUUUUAUUCUGCUCCUUCCUUUUUCCAUUAUUCCAAACAAUAUUUGUACAGAAAUGUAGAGACAGAGCCUUUAUAAAUGAGUGCGUUUUCAUUCAAAA
This is a messenger RNA of Lutzomyia longipalpis, 2461 nucleotides long. RefSeq names its product armadillo-like helical domain-containing protein 3. The coding region runs from base 285 to 2330 and encodes 681 amino acids. The record is from RefSeq and is a predicted model, not a curated record. Gene Ontology annotation, biological process: regulation of Golgi organization. Gene Ontology annotation, cellular component: cytosol. NCBI's taxonomy places the organism in Eukaryota, Metazoa, Arthropoda, Insecta, Diptera, Psychodidae. The transcript is spliced from 4 exons.